Rhodotorula toruloides NP11 is the source of this 321-nucleotide messenger RNA. RefSeq names its product thioredoxin. The transcript is spliced from 5 exons. The coding region runs from base 1 to 321 and encodes 106 amino acids. The record is from RefSeq and is a predicted model, not a curated record. Lineage: Eukaryota; Fungi; Basidiomycota; Microbotryomycetes; Sporidiobolales; Sporidiobolaceae. Gene Ontology annotation, molecular function: protein-disulfide reductase activity.
AUGGUUGCCGUUAUCGACUCGUACGACGCCUUCAAGUCUGCGACUUCGCAGGACAAGCUUGUCAUCAUCGACUUCUGGGCAACUUGGUGCGGACCUUGCAAGGUCAUCGGCCCCGUCUUCGAGAAGCUCGAGUCGUCGUUCCCCAACAUCGGCUUCUUCAAGUGCGACGUUGACGCUCAGGAGGAGGUCGCUGGUGAGGUCGGCAUCAAGGCCAUGCCUACGUUCGUCCUCUUCAAGAACGGCGAGAAGGUCGGCACCGUCGUCGGCGCUGACCCCAACAAGCUCAAGGCCGCCCUCGAGCUCCACAACGAGUCUGCGUAG